UGCUCACUAUCUACCGAUUUUUACACGAAUGCAAAAAGUUGAAAGAUGGGCCAAAACACAAUUGACAAAACGCCACAGAUUAACUUUCAACUUUUAGCACUCUAUACCUGGUUGGCCGACUUGAUAAUUGCAACUUCCUUUUUUACUUCCAUUUGGCGGCAGCAGCAAAUUAAGCAAUUAAAUUUGCAGAAACGUUUGGGGCAACUCAAGAAACGGCAGAAAAUUUCCAGCGAUGAAAUAUUGGUGAAUUUAAUUUUUUUUGACCGAACCGACACGAAUAAUUUGGUUUUGGGUAUUGUUGGUAAUUUUUACAGUUUUCAAACCCUCGCCCAAAGUCAACAACACCCGGUCACACUUAUUCGACGGAGUUAUCAUUCGCCGAUAAUCAUCGCCUAUGACCCGAUUAUCCAAAACGGGACUAUCGUCAUCGUCCUAUCUGGUCACACUAACCGGCACCUAUAUAGGCAGAGGCCCGGCCUCCGGCCAGUCACUUGCGUUGCGACGACUCUCGAGGAAACAUCGCCAAGGAAGAAUAUCCGGAUUCAAGAAUUGUUCUACAGUGGCUAUCCAUGGACUCGUCCAGGCUGAACUGUUUUGUCGCCAACCGGAUUUCUGAGAUGCAAUCAACCACUUCAAGCAUUACUAGGAGGCACGUUCUGGGCAAGGACAAUCCCAUGGACAUAGUGUCAAGAUGCUGCGCAGCAUCUGAGCUUAUGGAAACUAUAUGGACCAAGCUUCUUAACUUAUCUGGAUGUCCUCAACUUGUGCAAAAUUCUCAGGACACCGAGGAAGAGUUGGAGA
Drosophila gunungcola (fruit fly) is the source of this 801-nucleotide messenger RNA. RefSeq lists its product as uncharacterized. NCBI's taxonomy places the organism in Eukaryota, Metazoa, Arthropoda, Insecta, Diptera, Drosophilidae. The coding region runs from base 46 to 588 and encodes 180 amino acids. The transcript is spliced from 2 exons. The record is from RefSeq and is a predicted model, not a curated record.